Sitophilus oryzae (rice weevil) is the source of this 3082-nucleotide messenger RNA. Its product is annotated as zinc finger protein 62 homolog. Gene Ontology annotation, biological process: regulation of transcription by RNA polymerase II. Bases 127 to 2844 code for a protein of 905 amino acids. The record is from RefSeq and is a predicted model, not a curated record. The transcript is spliced from 19 exons. Lineage: Eukaryota; Metazoa; Arthropoda; Insecta; Coleoptera; Curculionidae. Gene Ontology annotation, cellular component: nucleus. Gene Ontology annotation, molecular function: DNA-binding transcription factor activity, RNA polymerase II-specific; zinc ion binding; RNA polymerase II transcription regulatory region sequence-specific DNA binding.
GUGGUAAGACAUUUCUAUAAAUAAGUUAUGUUUUGGAUAUUUUUUCAGAAUUUAUGAACGAAUAAACCGUUUGAUUUUUUAAAUUUGGAUAAAUGUCUAGUUCUUUCUUUAGUACUGAUAAUUAAAAUGUUUCAUAAACCCGUAAUAACGCCUGACCUAACAAAUUUCUGUCGAACUUGUCUUACACAAUGCACAGCACAAGAUUUAACAAAACUGUCCUGCGACAUAAGUCUGAAAAAUGAUAUUUACGAAAUCACACGCAUUCAGAUGAGAUUCCAUUCGUCUCUACCACAGGGUAUUUGUAAGAAAUGUUUUAGAGAUAUAAGAAUCGCAAUGGCUUUCAAAAAGAAAGUGGAACAUACAGAGGUACAGUUGCAAACCGUGGUGAGAGUAGUGAACGAAACAAACAGUAUUACAAGUAUAGUUCUUUUAACAGAAGAACUACCUGUACCAGAUUUAGUACCAAUAAAAACCAGGGAUGAAAAGAUAGAAGCCAAUAAAAUUGAUUCAAGUGAGAGUGAUAUAAUAAUUGAAAAGGUUGAAGAAACAGGGGAACAGGAUUUAGUUCCAACAGAAACCAGAGAUGAAAUAUUAGAAGCCAAUACGAGUGAUGUAAAUGUAAAGAUGGAGAAUGAUAUAAAAUUUGAAGAAGUAGAAGUAAGAUGGGAGGAGGUAUGUGAGGAGGUUCCAAAAGAAUGGCAUAUAAGUAAAUUACCAUGUAAAAAAUUAAGAAAAUGUAUUUAUUGUGAUAAAGAGUUUGACAACAUUUUCGAUCUGAAAAUACACAAGAGGUUAGAUCACGUUGAUAAACCUUGCGAAAUAUGUGGAAAAACUUUUAAAUCAAGAGAAUGCUAUGUUAUGCAUCUAAGAACUCAUUCGGAAAAAAGAUAUAUGUGUGAUCUGUGUGGUGAGACGUUUAUGUAUAGCUAUAAGUUACACAUUCAUAAGAGACUUCAUACUGGAGAGCAGCCUUUUAAAUGUGACAUUUGUGCCAAUGUCUUCCAAAGUAAUGCCUUGCUUAAAAUCCACACAGCUAAACAUAGGCCUGAAUGUAAAUUUAAGUGUAAAAAAUGUCCAAAGGCCUUUAAAUAUGCCAGUGGUCUGUAUUCCCAUGAUCAACGUUUUCACACUGUACAAACUAAGUAUCAGUGUGAAGAGUGUGGAGUAAAUGUGGAUGGAUAUGGUGCAUUUCAGAGGCAUUCAAGGAUGCAUAGAGAAAGGACAACUCACAUGUGCGAACUUUGUGGCAAAUGUUACUUAGCUAGUAUGUCGUUAAAGCGGCACAAAAAAAAAGUUCACUUACGGUCGUACCAUUGCGAAUGGUGUACCGAAUCAUUUAAGUAUGAAAUUAACCUUGACAAGCACUUAAAAACCUGCCAUAAAAAUGUGAAGCACUUUAAAUGCGACGUGUGUAACAAAAGAUUCAGGUUGCAAACCCUUUUAAAAUUGCACAAGAUAAGGCAUAAAGAGGAGAAUGGAGAAGGUAUUGUUGGAUUACCGAUUAAGAGCCUCAAUAAUAACACACUGGCAUAUAAAGACCACUUAAUAGAAGAAUCUUUGGGUUACCCCUUAUAUAAUCCUGAUAUUUGGUCAUCGUUCUAUUUUACGAGUUGGUCUUUCAUGACUAGAUUAAAAAUUUUGCACGACAAAGAUGGAUGUAUACAGUUCCAGGGCAGUACAUUUAUCCAUUUCAUGAAUAUUACCAACAAUGCAUCAGGCCUUAUAAUAUUAACAAUGUCUGAUAAAAUUUUGUAUACCUCCGAUUUUAAAAAGUUUUGUAGGACAUGUUUGUUACCAUUCGAUGAACAACAAACUUUUUCAAUGUACGACACCCUUGUUGCUAAACACUUGAGCAAAAUAACACAAGUUCAAUUUGUACAUCAUUCAGCAUUGUCUACAGAAUUGUGUUUGAAAUGUUAUCAGCACCUAAAAACAGCGAUAGAUUUCAGAGAGCGAGUAAAAAAAAUUGAAUCUCAAAUGCAACAAAUUGUGAUAUUACUGAACGAAGCCAGUAAAAAUCCUAAUGUUGAAAUUGUUGAGCCUGAUAGUGAUAAUUCUGUAGAGAAUAAUGUAGAUAAUAAUAUAGAAGAGGCUAAUACACAAAUGAGGGAAGAUUUACAAUGUACAAAUGAUAAUGAAUGUGUUACAGAAUUUGAGGAAGAUACAUAUAACGUUCAAAAUGAUGUAACUGUAAAAAUUGAGAAUGAUAUUGAAAGUAAUCCUUCUAAUCAAGAAGGUGAUAAAGGUAAAGCGCCAACUCCAAGGAAAGCAUUAGCAUGUUCGUAUUGUGGGAAAGAAUUUAAAAGCCGAAGUAACGUUUUGUACCAUGAAAAAGCCAUUCACGCAAGGGAAAAGAAACACAAAUGCACCAUGUGCGAUAAAUCGUUUAUGCGCAGGAAGUUUUUACAACGUCAUAUCAAUAUGCACACGAAUACCAAGCCUUUUUCCUGUAAAAUUUGUAAGAAAAGGUAUUAUUCCCAGCACGAUUUGGAUAAUCACAAGAUUCAGCAUUCUGAUGUGAAACAAUAUAUGUGUGACAUUUGCUCAAAGACAUUCAAGACUGCUGGCAAUUUCUAUCAACAUAGAGCAAUACACGGCGAAAAAAAAUAUCAGUGCGAACACUGUGGGUACAAGGCGACAUCUGUGACGCUUCUAAAACACCAUCUUGUCAGCCAUAUGGAUAAGAAAGUUAACAUGUUUCUCUUCAAAGAACAUAAAUGUAAUAUUUGCGAGAAACAUUAUGGGCACAAAUUUAGGUUAGACCAGCACAUGCUGAGCCACACAAAAGAAAAACCUCACAGCUGCGACAUUUGUGGAGAAAAGUACGGAAUAUUUCGCUUUUAGAUUAUACAGGGUGUGCCGAAAUGUUCGCAACAAAUGGAGUUAUCGGGUUUAUCGGAAAAAAAUGGGCGCACCCUGUAUAUAUUGUUCGUCCGGUGAAAGAAUACACGAUUUCGACAGGCCGCAACCAUAAAAAUACCGAUAAAAAUUGUUUUGGUAUUAAAAUGACGAGACUACUGUCAUUGUCAUAUAUUCUUUUGCUGGUUAGACUAUAUGUAUACAGGGUGGCGCACCUCAUUCG